Molecule: messenger RNA, 1791 nt
Organism: Entamoeba invadens IP1
Lineage: Eukaryota; Evosea; Mastigamoebida; Endamoebidae
Exons: 2
Coding region: 1-1791 (596 amino acids)
Source: RefSeq, a predicted model, not a curated record
AUGGAAGAAAUCAAUAAACGGAUAGUUAAGCGAAUGACAAGAACGUUGUACGCGGAGGAAUAUGAAUUCAUUGUAUUGAAACGUGACGAACCCCUCCACCCCGAAGUUAUCGUCACACAACAAAUGCUCGAUGCGCUCCGGCCAUCAAAGUACCCGACCAAAUCAGCUAAACGGGUGCGUAUGAUAGUACGUGAAGACAUAGAAGAACGGGAGGAGUUUAAUGGUUUCGAUCGCAUCACUGUGAAAAAUUCAGUUGCGAAUGAAAAAGUCGAGAAAAAUGACACAAAGAAUAUGACCAAAAGGUUAAGAAUGGAAAAAGAAGAAGAAAACACGUCCCACGACUUUACGAAGUAUUUUGAAGUGAAUAAACCAAACAAAUUGAUGGAGGUGGAGAGUCAACAACAGAACGAAACAACCGGAGAAAACGAGAACGGAGAUGAUGAACCCAAACUUGCCCUCCGAGAGGUGAGAAAGAAACGGAUGGACGAGGAACAAAAGAGAAAGGAUAUUGCAGAUAUAGUCAAAGAAGCGUGUCCAACACUCUUUAGCGAGAAAAUUUUGUUCACGCCACAAGACUCGAUGUCGGAAGAGUCUGCGAAUGACGACACGCAGUUCUUGGAAUAUAAAAACAAUUUAAAUUACAUGUCAACGUCGGACGACACUGAAUUGGAAUAUUUCGACGACGGAAAGAGCGACACCGAGAUAUUCACCGAUGACAGUGAAAGCGACGAGGAACCUGAAAACUCGAUUGUUAAAGUAGUCAAAGUAGACAAAGUUGUUAAAAAAGCCCGACGGCCAAGAUUACCUCGAAAACUUCAGAAAGUCGAAACCCUCAACUUUGGGAAAGGCGAAAAAGCCAAAUUGGUUGGAAAGAAGAAGAAAGUGGUGGACAACGAGCGACUCCGUUUGAUGGAAAUUAAGCAACGAAUAUUGAACGAUAGUGUGAAUGAUGCCAACAAACAUGUCAAUGAUUCGAUGACUGUUUCACAGAAAGUUCAUUACAAGAUACCUCGGAAGCCUCAGCCUGUAGUGUUAAUCGAAGAAGACCCCAAAGAAGACAAACGACCCUGUCAAAGCAUUUACAGUGGGUACAGAACACAAUUUUGGAACGCCAAUUAUAACAGUGGGUACAUCGAAGACUUACCACCUAAGAGAUUGAUUACGACAAACACGGAUUUUGGGGAUGACAAUUUUCAGAAUGCAUUCAUAGAGGAUUUUAGUAAGAACUCUCAAGUCGAGUCGACUGUUAUAAGGAAUGAAAGUCGUGUGAUCGUUGAAGAAGAAGAGACGACUAAAAUAGAUACUAAUUUGGACGCAGCUUGUAUCCACUCGGACAAAACAUCGGGGAAGAACUCAUCGAAUGGAGAGAAGGGCGAUGUGGAGGAGACUUUGAAUGUUUGUUUUGACUUGAACACCGACUUAGAUUUGAAUAAGGAAGAUAACAGUGGGAUAUCUAUUGAAGAGUGUGAACAUCAUGAAGAACAAGCACAAGAAAAGCCUGAAGAGUAUGGAACAAUACUAAUGGAAGUGGAGAAGCCUGAUGAAGUAAAACAAACACAACGGUCGACAGUGAAGACACUCUUUGAAGAAGCCCAGAACGCACAAGACACAUAUCGAAGGAGUGCCUUUGUAAGAUAUAUCACCGCACCCAAGAGAAGUGUCAUUGAGCCACAAAAACCUUUUGUGGCUAACACUCAACAAACUGAACACCAAGUCAACACUCUUUCGCGCGAAACCCAGAGACUGGAGAUGCUCAAAAAAAGAAAGAACUUGCAACGGUCUUAUUUUUGA